Molecule: messenger RNA, 5580 nt
Organism: Rhagoletis pomonella (apple maggot)
Lineage: Eukaryota; Metazoa; Arthropoda; Insecta; Diptera; Tephritidae
Product: proteasome-associated protein ECM29 homolog
Biological process (GO): proteasome assembly
Cellular component (GO): cytoplasm; nucleus
Molecular function (GO): molecular adaptor activity
Source: RefSeq, a predicted model, not a curated record
UUUUUAGAAAUGUGAAUCCGCCUUGAGAGAGCUGGCAUCCCUAGUAGAAACAGCAGGAAAGGUCUAAACAAAAAAACAAAACAAAAAAUAUUAUAGCCUGACAAAGAAAAUUAACAGAAAGCAUAGAAUAAAAAAAAUGUCAUCAACACCAGCUGAAGAAAUUGAAUUACUGGAACGAGUGCUCCUGCGUUUGGGCUGUGCCGACAGCGAUGAUAAGUUGGAGGCUAUUGUUGGACGUUUUCUAACGCCGGUAAUACUGAAGAUUACUUCGCCUCACGAUGCAGUCCGAACAAAGGUAGUUGAAGUGUUGACGCAUAUUAAAAGACGCGUUACUUCGCGUCCACUUGUGCAAAUACCCGUAGAAGCUUUGCUGGAUCAAUACUCAAAUUCUGGAAAUUCCCCAUUUUUGCUCAAUUUCGCUAUAAUCUUCAUUACUAUGGGCUUUCCAAGGUUGAAUAUCGAACAACAAAGUGCGCUGGUGCCCAAGGUGUUGGCUAGCGAGGAGAAGCUGGAAAAUUAUCGAGAUAAGCUUUUCAUGCUCGUGCUGCCGAUACUAGGUGACAUAAAGUUACCAGACGACCCAGCGCGUGUAAACGAGGUUCUAAAGUUGAACGAUAAGCCAGCUAUACGUAAAAACUUUUUACAACUGGUACAAGAUGUCUUGCUUCUGCCUUAUGGUGUUACCCAAGAUCAAGACGUACCGCCUGGCAUGAGCCCGUAUUCCUUUAAACGCGCCGUAACAUGCAAUUGGAAAGCCGAAGAGUUGGAAAAGAUUAAAAAAGGCAUAGUGCGCCUAAUAUGCGCCGGACUCUUCAAAGAUGUCGAAUCAUUUAUUUUACUAGUUUUGGCGUCGUCGGAUACACGCUUCAGCGUAGCUACGCCAGCCAUAGCCGAGCUUAGUAAAGUUUGCACCGCGAUUGAUUUUGCCGAUCCACAAGUGACUGCCCCACUCUAUACUCUGUUUUGUGGCAAUAAUAUUCAGGAUGCUGAGCGUAAGACGACACCAUGUUGUGCGCGUGUGCGACAAAAACUACUUCAGUAUUUGAUUAAAUGUCGUGGUAAGGGCAUAAAUACGCCCAAGGGUAUACAGGUGAUAUUCGAAGGACUCUUCGGCGAAAAUACGAAUCAAAAAUGCAAGGUUUUGGCUUUACAGUUUGCAGAGAACCUUAUCAAAGACGGCCCUAUUGUCAUUGUUUCCAAAGUAGCUAAAGUGCUGCUCACUGGCCUCAUAAAAGUGGGUGGCCGUGAGACGACGGAACCAUUUGAUGUACAAAAUGCAGCACUAUCGGCAUUAGCACAGCUAUCACGCACCUGUCCGGAUGUAGUAAACCAGGAUUUAAAAGUAGUAUUGGCUUUCUUCAAUCACUUGGCUAAUUCACCAGCGGAAAUACAGUCAUCCAUACGUGAUGCAUUAGUCGCCAUGGCACCCGCAUUUACUUGGAAGUCACAAUCGGCAACAGAUGAAGAAGGAAAUCUUGAAGAAAAUGUGCAAUUGAGUGGACAACAACACCUGCUAUUGGCUAUGCUUUCGGACAAUGUUGAAUCGAAACAACAAAUCGUACAAAAUGCUACCAGUGUUUUUUUAACCACUUGUUAUCCGGAAUACUAUGCACCAGCAAGACUGUUAUUGCUUUUAAUUGCCGGCGAGCGCAAUCACUUACAUGACACUGUCACCACAUAUUUGUAUGGUGUUUCAAAGAAGGAUCAUGUAGACUAUAAUUUGAUUUAUUCUGUUGAAUACGUGGAGAAACCAAAAGACAACUUUAACCAACUUUCAGCUGAACGCCGUCCAAUAGUAUUACCCAGUUUCAAAUCCAUCAUGCAACAUGUCAGCCAAAUGGCUGAAAGGCGUUUGAACAAGAAUUACGGUUGCGUUACAAUUGGUAAUAUAAAAUUGGCAUUUAGUCUGACCGUCUAUGAAGAGAUACUGGAUUAUUUGCGCCUCUGCCUUUGGUACUCAGCUGGUGCGCGUUCAGCACCGGGUGAUGAAAGGGCAGCAACGAAAUUGAAGGCAUACAUUUCAGAAAACUAUGAGCAAAGUGAUCAAAAUGAGUUGCAUCAGUAUGUACAGUUUGUAAAGCGCUGCGUGGAAGCUAAAAGAACCGAGGUGAAUCUGCUCUGCCUGUAUGAUUUAUUAAAUGUUGCCCCCGAUUUACUCACCGAAUCUCACAUGCAUUUGCUCACUCCUUUGGCAAAUUCCUUAAAAGAUGUCUCUGAGACAAUGCGUAUCCAUGUGGCGCAGGUGUAUGGAAUACUCUUGGCCUAUGGCUGUAAAAACGAUGAUUUCGAUGCGCAGAUUAGUGAAUGUCUCAAAGAUUUGCCGCAAAAAUCAUUGGAAAAUAAACAUGGAUGGAUGCUGGUUUUGGGCCACGCUUUCAGCCGUAAGCUUGCACUCAAAUCUAAAACUGCAGCCGGCAAACAACUAAAUGAAUGGGAAGUUUUUGUUAACACUGUGAAAAUUAUAGUAAAAAUGAUGCACGAAUCACAGUGGUUGCUAGUAGCUGCCGCAGUCAAGUGUAUAUCGAUGAUUGGCAAAAUGGCUAUAAUACCAAAUGUUGAGGUCGAAAUUCUUAUACCUGUGUCUAGCGAUAAAAACGACGAUGAUGAUGACAUUGAAUAUGAGACUGCUAAAGCCUCCACUAAGCUUUUAAUAUAUCAUGACAUCUACACUCUGCUGCGCAAUGUGUCAGUGCGCGCACGUGUACGUGAAGAUGCGGCACGUUGUCUUGGCUACUUGGCUAUUGGUGAUGGCGAAUUCUUUACACAACGAAAUUUGGACAAGUUUUUGUCCAUUGUUAAAACACAAAAGGACGUUGCUUUGAAUAUAGCUAUCUCAGAAGCUAUGGUUGCUACGCUUAAUGGUUAUGACGUUAAUACCAGUGAUGAUAUUGCCACCGAGCAUACAAAUAAUCCCUAUUGUAAUGAUGAAAUGUUUGAGAAGUUUAUGAUGUCGCUGGUGCGUUUGGUGCCAGAGCCAAAUGUGCACUCGAGACAGGCCACUUCAGUUUGGUUGCUAGCUUUGAUCAAAAACUGUAGUCACCGUCCUGCUGUGCUCAAAAAUAAAGAAAUACUGCAAUUCGCGUUCACUGAACUGCUCUCCGAUGACAGCGAAUUUGUGCAAGAUGUUGCAUCGCGCGGCUUGGGACUGGUCUACUCACUAUCUGACCCCAAUAGCCAAAAUGAUUUGGCCAAUUCACUCUUGGAUCAGCUAAUCGGUGGUAAAAGACAAGUGAACAAAGUCAGUGAAGAUACUGAGCUUUUCGCCGAGGGCAUGUUGGGCAAAACGCCUACUGGUGGCAACAUUACCACUUACAAAGAACUCUGCUCGCUCGCCUCCGAUCUCAAUCAACCGGAAAUGGUAUACCAAUUCAUGCAGUUGGCUAAUCAUAAUGCCGCUUGGACCAGCAAAUUAGGUGCUGCAUUCGGUUUGAAAUCGAUAAGCGCCGAUUCCAAAGCUAAAAUGCAGCCAUACUUGGGCAAGAUAAUACCGCGCUUAUAUCGCUACAAAUACGAUCCAACACCGAAAAUACAAAACUCAAUGAUUUCGAUUUGGGAUUCGGUGGUUAGCGAUCCAAAAGAGGCGGUUGAGAAGUAUUACUGGGAAAUUUUAAAAGAAAUUCUCGACAAUUUAACAUUCACCGAGUGGCGUGUGCGCAUUGCUUGCUGCUUAGCCGUGCGAGAUUUGUUGAAACGGCCGAAUGGUUUGCGUUUACGCAGCGAUGAAAAGAAGCUGGAUGCUAUAAGGCAGAACAAAAAUACAAAUGAGGCGGAUAAAAGUGGCGUAACAGCUAUGGAUGUGGAUGAAAUUCCCGAACCUGAACUGCGUGAACUUUGGGCGCAACUAUUUCGUGUGAUGGAUGACAUACACGAAGGCACACGUUUGGCAGCACAAGGAUCUGUUAUGUUUUUGAGCAAGCUUUGCGUUUCGGCUGCUUCAUCAGAUCACGGUAAAUCUGGUCUGGCUGUAGCCUCUUCCAUUUUACCUUUGCUACUACAAACUGGUGUUACACAUACCGUUGCGGAUAUACGUAAAGUCAGUAUUCGCACGAUUUCCGAAAUGAUUGACUCAUCAGGCUCCUUAAUUGAGCCACAUCUACCCUUGCUUAUACCAUGUCUACUGAAAGCUACUGGCGAGGUGGAGAGCUCUAAGCUAUCGUAUUUGUCAACGCGUUUAGGUGCUGAUAAUGAGGCGCAAGAGGCUGUCGACACAGUGCGCGCUGAGGCCGCGAAGUCGCAUCACACAAUGGAAUCGAUAUCAAAGUGCAUGCGCUAUAUAGACUACAAAGUGCUUGAAGAGAUGACCCCUAGCGUCUUAGAGUUGAUUAAAACGAAUAUUAUUCUAGGCACCAAGAUAGCGUGCGCCCAUUUCGUCUGCUUGAUAAGCAUUCGUGUUGGUAAAGAAAUGUCGCCGCUUGUGGGUAAGUACCUCGCCGCUUGUUUUGUGGGCUUAAAAGAUCAUAAUGCCACCGUGCGCAAAUAUUACGCAAACGCAGUGGGUCAUUUGGUGGGCAUUGCAAAGGAAAAGUCAAUUAAAAACUUGUUUGUCAAACUCGAUGAGCUAUAUAUGGAAAAUUCUUCAAAUCGCUCCGUCGCAAUCACCAUACAGGCAAUUAAUAAGCGCCAUAAUGACUUGUUAAAAGACUACUUGGAUGAUGUAUUGCCACUGGUAUUCUUUGCCAAGCACGAGGAAGCCAACGAUGAGAACAAGUCGAAUAUUGAGCUGUGGAAGGAAUUGUGGAACGAGGUGAGUCCAGGCGAUGCUGGCAUACGCAUGAAUUUGCACGUGAUCAUACCGAAAUUGGAGAAGUCGCUGGACGAAGCCAGCUGGCUGCGUAAGACACAGGCAGGCAAUGCCAUACACACGAUUGCCAUGAGACUUAGCGGCACCAUCGAGGAAUCGGAUCGUCUACGUUUAAUCAAUUUGCUGCUCAGCGAGUUGCAAGGUCGCACUUUCAAGGGUAAGGAGCGUUUAUUGCAGGCUUUAGCAGCAUUGUGCAAAGGGCUCGAUCGUCAUCAUGAAGUCACUGUACGUAUUUUGGAUGCCGCCAUGCGCGAGAGCCGCAAGGAGGAGCCACAGUAUCGUACGUUGGCGCUGCAUGCGUUGGGCGAUAUACUAGAGGAGCUGGAAGUGGAUCGCUUUGAAGAGGUUUACGAUAUGACUUGGUACUUACUCGAAGAGAAGGAAUUGCGCAAAGAUGAUAGUGAAGUGGUUGGUGAGAAGAGUUUAACCGCCGAUGAGCGCAACAAGCGCGCGACUAUUUUCAAUAAAUUGAAGGAGACGGUUUGCGAGACACUGGGCAAGUCUUGGCCGAAAAAUGGCAUCGAAACGCAAUACAAGUAUCAGUUGCUAUUUGUGGAACGCUGCUUGUUGUGCUUGCGCAGCAGCACGCGUCCCGUGCAGGUGAGCCUCCUGGGCGCAUUGUGUAAGUUCGUUGAGCGUUUAGGCGUAUUUGCAAGCGACAGCGUACCACCCAUGCUGGAGGGCAACAAGGAGAAGAAGGUGAAAAUGGACAAUUGCGAGACGCGCGAUGCGAUUGUAGAGAAAAUCUGCAAUCAAGUAUUGUCAGCGGUUAUUUAUGC